Molecule: messenger RNA, 710 nt
Organism: Bombina bombina (fire-bellied toad)
Lineage: Eukaryota; Metazoa; Chordata; Amphibia; Anura; Bombinatoridae
Product: stathmin-2
Exons: 1
Coding region: 47-586 (179 amino acids)
Biological process (GO): neuron projection development; microtubule depolymerization; regulation of microtubule polymerization or depolymerization
Cellular component (GO): growth cone; cytoplasm; neuron projection
Molecular function (GO): tubulin binding
Source: RefSeq, a predicted model, not a curated record
CUGGACCCCUUGCAUUCACAACCUUUGAGCACCUGCAUAUAUCACUAUGGCUAAAACAGCAAUGGCCUACAAAGAAAAGAUGAAGGAGCUCUCUAUGCUCUCCCUGAUCUGCUCCUGUUUUUAUCCAGAACCUCGCAAUAUCCCUGCAUAUACGUAUGAUGACAUGGAAGUGAAACAGCUCAACAAGCAUUCAUCUGGCCAGGCUUUUGAACUUAUCUUAAAGCCACCAUCUCCAGUCUCAGAAGCUCCUCGGACUCUGGCCUCUCCAAAGAAGAAAGAUGUCUCCCUAGAAGAUAUCCAAGCUAAGCUUGAAGCUGCAGAGGAAAGACGAAAGAUCCAAGAGGCCCAAAUCCUAAAGCAAUUGGCAGAAAAGAGAGAACAUGAGAGAGAAGUUCUACAAAAGGCGCUUGAAGAGAACAAUAAUUUUAGCAAAAUGGCAAAGGAAAGGCUGAUACUGAAAAUGGAACAGAUCAAAGAAAACCGUGAAGCCUAUUUAGCUUCCCUCUUGGAGCGUCUUCAAGAGAAGGAGAGGCAUGCUGCUGAAGUACGCCGAAACAAGGAACUGAUUGAAGAACUCUCUGGCUGAAUAUAGACCACCAGAAGUAAUUUCCUUGCCUAUAUAAUUACGGAUCAUGCGAUAUCAGUAUGGAAAAUGUAUGACAUCACAAAAAGAAAAAAAAAAAAAAAAAAACAAGAACUCAUUAUGAAAA